Penicillium cosmopolitanum is the source of this 363-nucleotide messenger RNA. RefSeq lists its product as uncharacterized. The coding region runs from base 1 to 363 and encodes 120 amino acids. The transcript has a single exon. The record is from RefSeq and is a predicted model, not a curated record. NCBI's taxonomy places the organism in Eukaryota, Fungi, Ascomycota, Eurotiomycetes, Eurotiales, Aspergillaceae.
AUGAACGCAUCUCUGACUGAAGUUCCACCCACGGCGCUGCCGGCCUUUGUGGAUGUUAGGGAUGUGGCGAGAGCCCACCUUCUGGCAUUCGAGACAGAUCAGCCACAGAGAUUCCUCAUUUCCGGAGGCGAUUUUGACAAGCAGAAGGUUUGUGAUCUGCUUCGAGAUCAGAUACCCGAGCUGAAGAGUCGGGUGCCUGUAGGAAACCCAGGAAAGCCAAGCGUUGGUCAGCACUACGAGGUCGACUGUUCCCGAGCUAGAAGCGUUCUUGGAAUCGAGUUCCGGCCCUUUAACGAAACCUUCUUGGAUAUGGCUCACGCCUUUUUAGAUAUGGAGAAGGCCGAUAAAGAGUCCUCUCUCUGA